Molecule: messenger RNA, 2159 nt
Organism: Argiope bruennichi
Lineage: Eukaryota; Metazoa; Arthropoda; Arachnida; Araneae; Araneidae
Product: major facilitator superfamily domain-containing protein 6-like
Exons: 4
Coding region: 172-1923 (583 amino acids)
Cellular component (GO): membrane
Source: RefSeq, a predicted model, not a curated record
GCAGCGGAGAAAACGGGUUUGGAAAUACUCUCUCUUUGACGAUUGUGUAUCGUACGAAAACAUAUAAAAGUUUCUGUUAAUUGUAACUUGUGUUUAAAGUACUCCACCAAUAGCAGUUAAAGUACUCCACCAAUAUUCUCAAACUUGUCUUGAAAAAGUUUUUUGUUCAUAAUGAUGGCCCAGGAAAAUGGAAAAAAUGGAGACAUUUACAUAAUCCCUUCCAAAUCGGCUACACAAAAGACGGCGGAGAUCCAGAAGUUCUGGCACAUCGACAGAGAAAUGCUCCGAUUUAAACUGCAUUUCUUUCUAUUCAUCGGAGCUCUAGGUACUUCACUACCAUAUAUCACUAUCUUUGCAAAGAACAGAAUCGGUAUCACAGCUUCAUCCCUUGCGGCUAUUCUAACUACUCAACAGUUUCUGUUCAUCUUCACUAAACCAGUCAUAGGUUACAUUGCUGACUACUUCAACAAGCUGAAGGCCGUCAUCUGCAUUCUUUCAAUAGUCCAGACUAUCUUCUUUAUUCUGCUUCUAACGAUUCCAAAAAUCGAAAAAGGAGAAGAUCAAGCGGUACUGGACAAUAACACAUAUUUUUUUAAUUCCUACAUAUACCUGAAUUCAUCGCAGUUGUACAUUAACUGUCCUUCGAACGGAAAUAGCUCUUUCUCAGAAUCACUUCCGGAGACCGCCAAUAAUGAAAAAAUUCAGUUGUGUUUUCUUUCACUAGAUUAUCUGUCCAAUUUUUCUGAUGAAUGCUCGAACCAAGAUUUGAAAGCAAUGAAUAUCAGUGAAAUUCUUAUUCUAAACAAUAAUAAAAGCGAAAAUUCUCUAUUUUUUAAAGGAAAGGAAAAUGGCUCUUUGUUAACUUUACUUUAUUUCCAUUUCUUACCGACAUGUGAAAUAUGUUGUAAAUCCACAGGAAUGUGCCACAAGGUCGACUGUGGAACUCUGAAAGAGAAACAAAAGGAAGAUUCAUCAAAAAAGAAAUUCGUUAGCGAUUUUGAAACGUACCAAUUUUGGAUCUAUGCAAUACUGACCACUUUUGGUAUGGGAUGCACAAAUGGUCUCUUUACGCUUUCUGACACAGCAUGCUGUGAAAGUGUAGAAAAAACUGGUGCUGAGUUCGGUCGUCAGAGACUGUAUGGUGCAAUCGGCUGGGGACUGAUGUCUCCUGUUGGUGGACUUCUCAAUGAUUAUACGAAUGACUUCACAGCUGCAUGGAUUCUUAUGACAGCUAUGUCCCUUGUAUCUUUAUUGAACAUACUUCGACUGGAUUUAGUGAAACCUAAGUUUUCGAAGAACCUUUUGAAAGAUAUAGGUGCUGUUUUAAAGUCAAAGGAGUUCUUAGCUUUUAAACUUUGUGUCUUAUUGAAUGGUAUUGGCACAGGAGUUUUAUGGUUCUAUCUGGUAUGGUAUCUGACGACAAUUGGUGGAAGUCGUUUCCUUUGCGGCAUGGUCCAGUUUGUGCAGUGCUUUGUGGGAGAAAUCCCCUUCAUGUUCUUUUCAGGUUGGGUUAUCAAGAAGAUUGGGCAUUUCAAUGUCUUAACUUUGGCUCUGAUGUCAUACUGCAUCCGGUUCUUUUGGUACAGUCACUUGAGUAACCCAUGGCUUAUUCUUCCGGCGGAAGUUCUUCACGGAUUCACUUAUGGAAUAUUUUAUACUUCUGUGACAUCUUACGCGAAGCUCAGCGCUAAGCCUGGAACUGAAGCUACAACUCAAGCCGUUCUUUUUACGGCUCAUGAAGGUUUAGGUGCUGGUAUUGGAUGCAUUGUAGCCGGAUUAGGUUUUGACAAUUUAGGAGGUCACACUACUUUCUUCUACUUGAGCGUCUUUGCUGGUUUUGGCAUGGUUUUAAGCAUCAUCCUGCACUUCUUCAUCCGGAGACAGAAAGGUAGUAUUGAUGUAACGUCAUUCCAGGACACAUAAUAGUAUUCAUACAAUUGUUUUGUUAAAGGCAAUAAAAUAGUAUACUAUCUAAUAGUAAAAUGGUUUUAUGUAUAAAACAGCGAGAAAUUCAUAUUGUAUUUAUUCAUUUUCAUUUCUAAGUUGAAAUGUUUUUCAUAUAUUCACGUGAUUAUUAUGAUAAAAUUUAUUUAUAUAUAUGUUAAUUUUUAAAUAAUUUUUUAACAUUUUCAAGGAUAUUUUUUAUGUUCAACCUUGAU